Messenger RNA from Oikopleura dioica, 429 nucleotides. Lineage: Eukaryota; Metazoa; Chordata; Appendicularia; Copelata; Oikopleuridae. The record is from the annotation of a GenBank genome assembly.
AUGCAAGAACACGAGAACCUGCGACAGAUGGGCCGGCAGCAACACAAUCGGCGCGCUCAACUUUUGUCAAACGCCGGAAAACGCGGCAUCAGCGACGGGAAUGAAGGAGGAGAGUUUAUCAGACGCAAGCGGUCACUGACGACUCCAGGCCCGGCGAAAAACAUCCGCGGAAAGACAAUUAACGACCUAAUCAUGAGACAGCCGCCGCACCAUUUUGAUGUUACGAUUUUGCCCUACACAAUGCAACGCAUCGAAAAAACAGGCAGGAAACAGGCGGAAAUGGACCCAGAUGCCGUUCUUGAUCAUCCCGAGAUGCAAAGCGAAGGCGAGAAAAGUCCAAGCCCAGAACCCGUGCAUGCCAGCGUCAUCGUAAAGCUAAACGACAUGCCGCCAAAAGUCUCUAAAGGUGAUCCUUCAAGCGCGCCAUAA